CCGAGUGGAUUCACCAGAAAAUGCUGUUUGUGCUUAAUGUGCUGAUGAUGCUCAGAGCGGGACGAUGCAUGAAUCAUCCGUCCUUUGAUGAAAAGACUGCUGCAGUCGGAGACGAGGUUGAAAUGAAGUGUAAGCUUGACUCUACAGGAAGCUAUUUCUGGAUCCGCCUCGGUUCUGGAAACUUUCCUGAAUACUUAGGAAAAGCAAAUGGCUUGGAUGUGAAGAAUUCACGCAUUACAACUAUGGAACAACGAGAUAAGGGAGGAGAAUUUAUUCUGCGUAUGAGAAAAGCAGAGCUGAGGGAUACAGGAUUUUAUUAUUGUAUGAGAACAAAUCAACGAAACUUGACUUUUCUGACAGGAACAAACCUGACAGUUAAAGCACAACCUGGAGACGCUGCAGUCCGUCCUCCUGAUCCGGUCGGUCCGGGAGACUCAGAGAAGAAGCAAACCUGUCCAGGAGAACACAGUGCGUGCUGCUUCAGAGCCGGAUCACAUCAGUCUCAUCCAAGAUGGAAUUUCACUCCAGAGAACAGUGUUAAAGGAAGUGAAAGGAACCCGGCUGGAGUCUCGAUAAAGAAAUGUAUUUGCAGUGUCACUCAGAACUUCAGCUGUUCUGGUGAGGGGACUUACUUCUUUGCUGUGGACACGUGUGAGGAGAAAACUUCUGGAAACAGAUCAGACUCGGCCAAACAAGGUAAAUGUUUCCUUGGUGUUUGAAAUGAUGAGUUCAGUGCCCUGACUUGUAUUUACCUUAGUCUAUGAAAUAAGCCUUAUUUUGGACAGUCGUCCAACUAAGACGAGCCUUUAGGUUCAGGUUCACUGACUUU
Messenger RNA from Labrus bergylta (ballan wrasse), 829 nucleotides. NCBI's taxonomy places the organism in Eukaryota, Metazoa, Chordata, Actinopteri, Labriformes, Labridae. The record is from RefSeq and is a predicted model, not a curated record.